CCCGCCUCAUUCCACCGGUGUUUCGUGACAGGGUCGGAAUGUUCUUGUGUGCACACUUUGCAGGAGGCGUCGAUUAACAGCAACGUGAAAGAGCAACACUCGCAUGUCGUUUCAGAGAGAAUUAACGCGAAAAGACAUUAAUGGCAACAGGCGUUUUUGUUCCACCUUUGCCUACCGUUAUCAAAAGUAUAUCAAGGACGCAUUUGGUAACUUAGGCAGCAGCUAUCUUACCUGGAACACUUUCUCAGUACUAUAUACAAGCAAAUCAGUUGAAAUCAUAUUGCAAGAUCUGUUGCAUAGGUUAAGAAAAUUGAUGCUUUGUCUGUAGUAAAACAUGGAAACAACUGAGGUAGGUGAAAGAAAAUCCUGGAAAGAAAUUAGUGACUAAUUAUUGUUUUGUUGCCAAAAGACAAGACUAACAUCAGUAAGGGAGUGCGGCAACACUUUGGAAAUAACAGCCAACGUCGUCGCUCAAGCUUGAAUGUGAUGUGAGAUCGGUGGUGUCGUGAGGCUCAACAGAAUUCUGUACAGAGGCACAUCGCUCUUUCGUUGAACACUUGAAAAUUGUCAGUGGAUUCUGAGACCAACCCUGCAAAAAUAGUGAGGAAACAGCCAUGUCCACACCAUGGGAUUUUAAACCAUUUCACCAAGAGAUUGUGCUGUGGGUUGAGUCAGCGAGAGAAAAUAUCAGCGUUAGUCAUGUAAAGAUGAUGCCCACCUUGGAAGCUCAAGUGCAUAUCAUCAUUCUCUUCCUGCUAAUCGCUAUCCCACUUAACGGUUCCUCAGCGAGCGUCCCGGGCCCCUCCAGAAACACACCGAAUGGGCCCAUCACCAUCACCCCAACACCCAGCCCCAGAACUCAGGGUAGAGGGUUUCUGUUCCCCCUUUCUAAAAAUGGUGAGAGUAUGCGUGUGAAGUCUAUGAAUCGUUGGCCAAAGCAGCCAACUGCAGCAGCAGAAUUGCCCCCUAGGCCGCUGCCUCAGAUAAUGCUGCCAAAGAAUGUGACGGCCAAUGCAUUGAAACCCCCUCUUAGAGCAGCACAGGUAGUGCCACCUCCUCGCAAACUGGUGGAAGUGGAUGUUUGUCGGGGUUAUUAUGAUGUCAUGGGGCAGUAUGACCUCACAUUUAAUUGCUCCAAGGAUGACUUCAUCUACUGCUGUGGGACCUGUCAUUACCGCUUUUGUUGUCCAGACCGCACUCGAAGGCUAGACCAGAACAUCUGCCACAACUACCAUUCCCCUGUGUGGGCCAAUACUGCCCCACCAGCAACCAGGUCCCCAUCACCAGCUCAUCCUGACCUCAGCCGCAUUGAGCAAAGCAACAACACGGUCUACGUCAUUGGUGGAGUUAUCUCCUUUACAGUUGCAGUGGCGGUGGCCAUUAAGGUGGCAUUCCACAAGGCAUCACGACAACCUAGGAACAGAGAACUCAAUAUGCCCAGGGCUCUUGUGGAAAUGUUGCGUCACCAGUCAAGUCCAGUUCAAGAGGGAGAGAGAAACAACAGUGUAGCCCAGGGAACUGGAGGAGGAGAGGGGACACUUGGACGACACCCCAAAAACCUCUAUCCCACACUACAGAGUAAAGAUAACAGAUUGGGGAAUCUACAGCAUAAUUUCAUCCAUACCAAAGGCUCCAGCCCCAAACAUACAGCUACCAUUGAGCGUGCACCACGUAUGAACAACAUGCAGCUUGCCACCGGUGGCACGCUGAAGCCCAGUAAGCAUACUAACGCCAUGAAGCACCAGCCUUCCUUCCAUCACUCCCUACACAACCUGGCUCAGCUGCCACCCUCUUAUGAAGCCGCCAUGAAGCCCGAGAUGAACAGAUACUCCUCUCUCAAACGUCUAGAGAAAGGAGGAUUGGAGGAUUAUUCAGGUUACUGUACCACAAAACGGCGGCCCAACAAUGCCCCUCCCUCCUUCCAUUCUUCCCAGCAUCAUCUUCCCUGGGGAGGUGACUACACACUGGGGGGACGAGGCACACUUCCCACCCAUGCCACUCGUCCUCGAAUACCUCAUCCACAGUCUGCCCCAAGCCACACACCCAAUCCUUACCCUUUGGAUCCACCAGAGACAAAGCAAAACCAGAAUUAUGAUACACUUUCCAAACCACCACGCCGUGUUAAGUCAACCGACCAGCUCCUUGCCCUCGGUGAUGGCAACACAUUAUCAAGGCUCUCCAAGAACCAGCAGCACCAAUACUACAAAGCCAUGGCCACCGCAGCAAAGAACUCCAGUAACCAGAAUACCUUGCAGAAGUCCAAGGACAGGCUGCUAAUGUCACCAGAACAUCUAGAGGAGGUUGAAUAUGGUGAAGGUGGAAGUGGGAUGGGUAUGGGUAUGGGUGACUACCCUGCAGGAGGAGGAGGUGGAAUGGUGCCAACCCUGCCCCGCGUGAGCCACCAGAAAGCUCAAUCACAGCAGAAUGUUUGUGCGACACCAUCAAUUGACCGUCAUCAUAUGAUCAAGAUGAACUCGCACCCAACAUCAGGACGAGAGCAAGAGCGAAAUUCGGCAGCAAUGUCGGGUCACCUGGGAGGAGGUGGGGUUGGAGGAGUGGGAUGGGGCGACAUGCCAGGAACAGGGGUUGUCAUGGGAACAGGAACUCUUGGUGGACACAGUGCCAGGAGGCUCGCAUUUGCAGCAAAAAGGCAAAAUACCAUUGAACAACUUCACUUCAUCCCGGGUGCAGGGGGGAGUGGAGGAGGAGUGGCAACAAACCAAGGGGUUAGAACAGGAAGCAAGAAUGAGGUUACUGUGUGAGCAAGAGCCUGGAGAGGGAAUGAAGGGGAAUUGGAAAAGAAGGGUGAGGGAUAGACUGUGCGAAGAGCUGGAGGAUGGUAAAGGGACUGUGGAAGAGAGAGAGAGUAGGCGAAGAAAGAGAGAAAUAAUGAGAGAAGGAGUAGGAGUAUGGUAAAGGAAUCAAGGAAACAGAACUUGAAGUGGUUGAAACAGAGCCAGAUGGCACUGUAUAUUUACAAAUAUACUGUAUAUUAUAUAGUGGCAAUGACAUAAGAUGAGAUUAGAUAACAACAGUUAUAAAUCAGGUUUGAUAGAGCUUGUUGUGCUUUUAUGUUCAUGAUAUUGCUGAUAUAAUUAUAAUCAAAGUUGCCAUAUAAUACAACUAUUUAUUUGUGUAAAGUUUGCCUAUAACCUACUGCAUAGAAUGUCAAUAGAGUGUAAUAUAAAUUUCACAUGUGACAGAUGAACAGCAACUGACAUUUUUCAUAUAUUUGUGUCAAAUGUUUUAUAUUCUCAGAUAUUUGCAUUAUUACACAUAACAGAUAUAGCUGCUAUGGAGCCAUAUAUUUCAGAGAACAGCUCUUAUCUUAUAAAUAUGGUGGAAACUGGGAGACUAAUAAUUACACAAGCUUAUGUAACAUCUGCAUAAGAGGAACCAGUUGAACAAGGAGCAAUCAUUCCAAUUGAUGAAUUGUUAAGCUUCUUACAGGUGGACAAACACAAGUAGAAUCAACAGGAAAACAUAAAAAAUAAAAAAAAAAGAGUCUGGAGUGCAACCAUAAUGCUGGAUCUUGCCUCUUUUUAACCCCAAUCUGCCUCUACAUAAUGAUGAAGUAUGGCAGGAUUGUUACAAUGUUUGUCAAAUUGAAUGAUGAUGGAACAAUUUGAGGACUGUAGAGAUUUGUUUGAAUUCUAUAAACUGACAAGAAUUAAAUGAAUUUUAAUGACUUUUGAAGACAGAGAAAGCAAGUAAUAGCCUUACCAUAAAUGUGUUUCGCCUGCACCUAACUCAGUGUGAAUUUAACAUGGAUGUACCAAGUGAGACUCUGUUCACUUUGUUUUGUUGGAAUCCUGAAAAUGGUACACAACAAGUUUUAUAUUCUCAAGUUAGCCAUUCAGUAUAUAACUGGAGAUUGCUAUGAACUAUGAAUGAAAGCCAUUAUGGAACACCAUUGGGCAGAACAGCCCAGAAGUAAACCAAGAAAAAUGUCUGACAAUCAUCUUUUUUCUCCAUUUUAAAAAGACUCAUUAUUGAUCAAUGACACUUUGUUUGGAUUCUGAACCACCACUUUCUACAGUGUCCAAGUGCUGAGAUUUGUAAAGGAGGAAUCAUAUGGGACACUGAACUACCAAAAGCACAAGAAAGAUACACUAGAUUCCUGUAAUGCUGGGUAAAUACAUGCCUGUUUAUGCUCCUCUUAUGUACAUUGUGUAGAAGACAAAAGGUUCUCAAUUGUGAACACCUUAAGCUUUUUAAUGUGGAUCAGAGUAAAAAACAACACAACAUUAAGAGCACUCAAGUGUAUUUGUAUGUUAAUAUUUUGACAUAAAAUUAGUGCAUGGCAGUAUCAAGACAAACCUCUUGGACAGCUUUUUGAAUAUCCAUGUUAAAACUGCUGUUAAAACUGAGACUCCACGAGCAGUCCGAGGUUACAGGCAUGCAAAAACAGCUAACCUGAAUUUCAAAUCUGCUGUUACUGAGAUGUGGACACACAACACAUCAUAACUGAUAUCUUCAUAACCAAUAACGCUUGUCAUUAUUAAGGGCUAUACAACACACAUGCAUUAGUGGUACAAAUGUUACCCACGGCUUAUUCAUUAUUACUUAAAUGAUAAUAAACUCAUAAAAGUUCAGAAAGAUAUGUAUGUAGUUAGUAAAUAUUAAAAGAAAAUGUUAAUGUGAGAUUGGUUGCAAAAGAGCCAGCCAUUAUUUAAUGGUUCUAACUUUUGAGAAAUAGACUAUGUCUCUUGAACUUAUUUUACAAAUGAAAAAUAUUCAGUUUACAUAUUAAAAUCACUAAUUGAUCAUCUUUUUGUUAUAGACUUUAUACCGCUUGGUUAAUGUUCAGUGAAAUACAACAGUAUAAGUCACAGACUAUUUGAAUAUUUAUGACUCUCAGUAAAAGUGUUAAGGAGUAGUAUAUAUUAUGUAUGCGUAAGAGGAGGAUUGGUGGUAACACAUUCAUUUAACUUUUCACUGGAACUGUGUGUAUCUUAAUGAAAACUUAAAGACAAUCUUCCUAACAGCUCUGUAAUACAUAUGUGUUUUUUAUUGUCAUUACUAUGACAGUUAAUAUUAUGGUUAUUGGUGAAAUUUAUUCUUGUUGUUAUGGUUAUCUUAUUAUUAUGAUAGUGAUUUUUUUUUAUUUUUAUUCUGUGGUUUUAGUGCCAACUUGUUUUAGAUAUAUUUAUCAUGAAAUUCUUUUGAAAUUAUUAGUAGAAAAUAGAAGCACAAACUUUUUAGCCACUCAUUGUUUGCCAAUUCUUCAUGCAUUCCUAAUGAAGAGGAGUGCCUUCAAUUUCUCAGUGUGAUGUCAUAUUGUAAUUGUUCUAAUCCUGCAAAUGUCAUUACUUGUUGCAGAGACAUCACAAUGGGUUUAUAAAUGAUGUCAUGGGAUGUAUAAUGUAUGUUUGUAAUUGAAUGUCUUAUUUUUGUUGAUUAAGUGAAAAUUCAACGUAUAAUGUUUAUUUCAGGGACAAUUAGAACAGCUGAAUCAAUUUAGAAUUUUUGUCAUAAAAAGUCUGUAGCAAAGUCUGUUCAGUUUUGUAUUCACAAGCCAUAAUUCUGACAAUGUUUAUGACAUUUAUUCACAAGGCAUUUCAAUGCAGAAAAUAACAAACAUUGGAUGUGCAAAUAAAGCCCUGAUGCAUUUUACAAUAUUGGCCUACAAUGGAAUGUCCAUUGGUCGAACAAGCAAGCAGGACGAUGAAAACACCGAGAAAGCUGCACUAAGCUCGUGUGUUUUAAAAUGUUUACGUAGAGAAGCAGAAUGAAUGUUUAGGUAUAUCACUUAAAAUCAACCAUUAAUCCAACGAUGUUUACGUUGAUUUCCUUCUCUAUAAAGUUGUCUCACAUCACAAAUCUCUCUUAUAUACUGAAUCAUCCACUUGAUUUCCAUACAGGUUAAUUUUCUUUUUGUAGAAUAAAACCAACUGAUGAAACUGUUGCCUCAAAUGUCUGAUGAUGUACAUCAAAGUAAAAUAGAAUGUUUAAAUUAUGUAUAAACUUAAAAAAUAUAUAUAUUUUGAUUCAUUACGUUAGCACGUGUUAUAUAAUGUUAACAACCUCCGUGAUUUUUUCCAUCCAGUAUCAGAUUGGAAAUAAGACUAUAUUCCAAGGCAGCCAUUUUGAUAAGGAAUUUGAGCUGUCCGUAUGUAAUAAAAUGGCCACUAAGCAGCAAACAUAUUACUAAAGGAAUCACAGAAUAAAUGAACAGCGAACUUGGUAUAUGAUAUCAGGAUUACAUUAGUCGAGUUGUAAUUCCAGUUAAACUCGUAAUCUCGGAGAUGGUUGCUAGCACGCCAACAUAGUCAAAUUUGACAACGCUUACUUGAAUGCUAAACGCAUAUCUUGUGCAGCUGAAAGGCAAGACGAUUCAUAAAGUUAUUACAAUUCUAUAGAUAAGGAUGCUAACAUUAGAAAUGCGCCGGAUUAGAAGCGUAAAUUCACACUGACGCUGUCGCAGCCACAAAUACAACAGCGAACAGAAGACGAGGUAGCCG
This is a messenger RNA of Myxocyprinus asiaticus (Chinese sucker), 6464 nucleotides long. Its product is annotated as protein shisa-7-like. Gene Ontology annotation, cellular component: postsynaptic membrane; AMPA glutamate receptor complex; postsynaptic density. Bases 615 to 2762 code for a protein of 715 amino acids. Lineage: Eukaryota; Metazoa; Chordata; Actinopteri; Cypriniformes; Catostomidae. The record is from RefSeq and is a predicted model, not a curated record. Gene Ontology annotation, biological process: regulation of AMPA receptor activity; regulation of short-term neuronal synaptic plasticity. The transcript is spliced from 7 exons.